CGGGAGGGAGGGUGCGGGCAGGGCCGGCCCCGGGGCCUCGAGCAGCGGCGGAACGGGCCCGGGGGGAGAGGGGAGGCCCCGGGGGAGAGGCCCCGGCCUGGACCGGUCCCAUCCCCGCGGGGUAGGCCGCUGCUGGGGCCGCGGCUCCCGGGAACCGCUCACGGCCCGGCCGUGCCCGGUGCCGUCUCGCCGCAGGCAUGCCAGGCCACACGGUGCAGGUGCGGGGCAUCCCCACCGACCUGCCCCCCGACAGGGUGGCCGACAAGCUCACCAUCCACUUCCUGCGCUCCCGCAACGGCGGCGGGGAGAUCGCCGACGUCCAGGUGCUGCCGGGAGCGCAGGCGUGUGCCCUCAUCACCUUCGAGGCGCUGGCAGUGGCCCAGAGGAUCCUGAAGGCGAAGAAUCACGUCCUGUCGAUCGGGGGCAAGAAAUAUCCCCUGGAAGUGACGGCGCACGUGGUGGAGCUGAGCCCCGAUGAGAUCUUUGUAUGCGCUUGCGUGGUGGUUGACUACGGCAAGCUCCCUGCUGGCAAAACCCUCCUGAAGAACUUGCAGAAAGGCCACAGCAGCGUGCAGCUCGACUUUGACUACAAGACCACGCAUUGCAGAGUCAAGGGACCAUUCACUGAGGUUCAGGCCUUCAGCAGCGACCUGCUGGGCAGCCUGAACCUCAAGAGCCAAGCAGCUGGAGCGACCCUGCCUCCAGGAUCCAGCCAUGUGGCCAAAGACACCAGAAUGCACGAUCACCAGCAAGUGCCUCCCUCCACUGAGUCAGCACUGAAGACAACAAAGCUGUCACGCUGGGACCACGUGAGCGAAGAGGCAGCUGGAGGCCCGUCACCUCGAGGCCCAGUGGAUGGGGAAGCUGUGGAACAGCUGGAAGACUUUUCCCUCGCGAUGGACUCGGACAUUUAUUUGUACAUGCAGAAGUUCUGUGCUGCCCAGUACCAAGGUAUGCUGCGGCAGUGUUGUGUGGAUGUGGUGGACAUUAGCAGUGAUGAUAUCACCAUACUGUACCUCCAGCCAUCCCCGGGGAUGUCUGGGGGCAUGGACGCCUUGCGACAGGCCCGCCUGGCCCUGCAGCAGCUCUACCAGCAACUGGAAGUGAGCCUGCGUAAGGAGAAGAUCUCAAAGCGGGGACUGGAUAUGGACAGCCAGGCACUUGGGGCUCUGACACAUGAGCUGCAGGAGCUGUACCCGCAGUUGCUCUGCCACGAGGAUGGGAAGCAGCUUUACCUUAUUGGAAACCUUGUCGAUGUCUCGCAGGCCAAGCAGUACAUCCAGCAUUUCAGCACCAGAAGCACCCCACAGACAGUUGUCAUGCUCAGCAGCUCCCAGCUCUCCCGGCCAGCAAUCUCCCGUGCCACAGAGGCUGCAGUGCACAAGCCCAAAGCUCCUGUGGACACCUCGUCUCCAAAACUGAGCCCAGGCAGGCCGGAAGGGAAAGCUGAGCACAAGCUAGCUGCCAACUUCAGCGCUCUGAAAACUGGCAAGUCGCAGGCUGGCCAGGGCCUCUUGCCGAACCGGGACUCUCCUCCAGUGGGGCAGGUGCAGCUUUCUGAGAAGAACUCAUCAGAGACACAUGCUCUGGGUCCCGGUGACCCCAAAGCACCAACCCAGCAGUACCAGCCUCGUGUCUCUGCACCGGCUGAGGUUUUGGGGUCAGCAGCAGAGUCUCAGCAGAAUGACCCCAAAGAACAGGACCCUGUGAAAGGAGGUGCCAGGCUUGCAAGACACAAGAGUCUGUCUGCCUUUGUGGGCAAAGAAAACAGUGCUUUGCAGCACGCCGGGGACUCCAAAGGCUCAGAUCCCACCAAGCACUAUUCCCUUGCUGACACCUCUAGUACCUUUCAGUCUCUGAGCCUCUUUGACACGACAAGGAACUCUUCUGCUUUUGACUCCAAACCCUCUGAAUCCAGACCUGUGCUGCGACGCUCCAACAGCUUCUCGCUGCCAAAGUCAAAGGAAAGCAACAAGCCCCAAGGCACUGUCAGGGCAGGCAGUGGAGGCAAUAGGGUGAGUGAAGAAAUGAGCCUGGACUCUCUGCAGUGGUCUUACCUGAAGGACAUUUACCGCUCUGCCAUCGAGGAAUUGUGCAGGAGUGCAGGUGUGCAGAUCUCAGAACGCUCCACCGGGGACUGCACGGUGCUGACGUUGCAGGCAGAGGACAGGACCAAGCUUCUCCAGGUGAAAUGGAAGGUGGAAACUCUUGUGCAGAGGUGUCCUGACCUUGUGUGUCAGAGCAUGAGCUACUCAGAGCUUGCUGUCGAAGGGCCGGAUGACGAUGCCCUGAGUGAGCUGUGCAGCCUCUUGCGAGGAAGUUCCCUGCAGGUUGGGCUCAACAAAGACAAGUACAAGCUCUGUCUCGCCUGCCCCAAGGAGAUGCUGCCAGGAGUGACUGAGGCCUUCCAGGUGUUUUCUUCCAGGAGGCUCCAUGCUCUGAAGUCUUCAUCCUUGUCUCCGGGAGCAGAGAGAGCUUCGAGCCCGGGGCACCAAAGUGCUGUCCAGCCGAGCAGAAGCCAGGACACCGUGCUGGGGGCAGCCCUUCCCGACAGCCUGGAGUCCCUGCAGAUGGGCCUGCAGCACCUGGACAUUAGAGAUAAAGCAGAGCACUCGGAGGUGGUCAGGGCUUUCAAGCUGCCAGAGGCUGAGGAAAAGAGGUCCCCGAGUCCUUGGAGGUUCCCGCAAGCAGUGGGACAGGAGGAGGCCAAUGACCACGUUGAUCCUGGGGCUGUGCACGGAGGAAGCGGCCUUCUCAGCCCUCCCGUAGCGGACAACCCAAGUCCUGGUGCUCCGAGGGAGCCCCAGGAGCAGCCGAAGGCCAAACUGUCGCCGGGGGAACCUGACAUUGCGCGGCUAAAGCAGGUCUUGCCAGACAAAUUCCAGUUUGCGAGAGACAGGAGCAGAGGAGGUCCCAGUGACGCCGGGGGACAGCUGCGGUCACCAGUUCCCACAGCUGAAGGUGCACCUCGCUCCCUGCCCACCUGGCUCUAUGGGGCUGCAGCUCCUGAACCGCCCCAGGCUGCGGCCGAACAGUCACCCGCAGCGGAGUCAAGGGGCCAGGAAAGGAGCAGUUCGAGCAGGAACAGCACACAGGAGGAGCCUGAGCCAUCAACACCGCAGAAAAGAGGCCCCAGCCCUGGCCAGGAAAGCAGCAAGACCCCCCUGGGCUGGUGCGAUGCUUGCCAGGACUCACGUGUGACCUGCCAGGCCCCCUGUGGUCACACCUUGUGCAGGACGUGUUUUGCAGCAGAGCAGCCAGCUUGCUGUGGCUCCUCCUCGGUUCCCCCGAGCUUCAAGGUCCCAGGGACAUUCAAGAUCUCCUCCUUGUCUCAGAGCUUGCCUGGCUACUACCGGGACCUGACGCUACAGCUUACCUACACCAUCCCCGACGGCGUGCAAGGGGUUGGUCACCCCCAUCCAGGACAGCCUUACAAAGGGGGAUGUUUCUUCGCCUUCCUUCCUGACAACAGGGAAGGGCAGAAGACAGCAGUGCUGCUGAAGAGAGCAUUUGAGCAAGGGCUGACAUUCCAGAUAAAGUCCUACAACGGAGAAGACAGAGUGACAUGGGGCCUUAUCCCUCACAAAACCUCCUGGCAUGGAGGCAAAGCCAGGAACGGCUAUCCAGAUGCCCAGUAUCUCCACAAGGUUUGCACAAUUUUGAAGAAAUUGGGCAUCGACUGAGACGCCCCGCCUGAGCGGCUGCAUCCCAUGCCUUCGCUUCACCUUCCGUCCCAGCUGACAAAAACUGCAGCUCAACACGGCUCAGGAAAAAGCAGGUGCUCGUCCAAGGAGCUCAUUGCAUCCCCGGAGGUUGCCAGAAACCUGCACGUUAGUGACAGCAGCCCUUCCAUCCCCCAGAGCCUGAGCUUCCCCAAAACUCCAGCUCCUGCUGGCUGCUUAUCUGCACCAGCCAGUUAACUACCAGCUUGUUCCAACACCAGAUCCAGGCUGAGCCCCAGCGCAGCUUUUGACAGGGUGCCAAAAAAACAAGCCCGGGCAGGAGCCUGCUUGUAGUCCAGCCCCACCUUCUGUAGGUCUGUUCCCCCUCUUGCCACUGCAGGCAGGCUCCAGGUCAGCCACCUCCUGAGCCUGAGCCAGAGCUGCGCUAUCGUUAAUUUCGGAUGUUAAUGUAGACAUUUCAGCCCUCGAGCAGACAGCUCUGAGCUACAGCCCCUCCCCAGCACCUGCUCUGGGGACAGCAGGAAGCCUUAUGCUCUCUUGGAGGGGGUACUAACGGGUUUCAGCUCCUCGGACAGCUGCUUCCCCUGAGAAUAUACAGGCAUGGACAGCUUCCAGGUGGAAAAACACAAAUAAACAAGAUUUAUUCCCACA
Molecule: messenger RNA, 4334 nt
Organism: Cygnus olor (mute swan)
Lineage: Eukaryota; Metazoa; Chordata; Aves; Anseriformes; Anatidae
Exons: 5
Coding region: 198-3683 (1161 amino acids)
Biological process (GO): Notch signaling pathway; protein ubiquitination
Source: RefSeq, a predicted model, not a curated record